AUGAAUGGAACGACCAGACCCAAACAAAAUUGUCCAGAAUGUGAUCAAAAACUUGGACCCGAGGAAUUAAAAGCUAUAAGCUUAGCAUGGGAUAAAGCACCUUUUAAGGUUGAUAUCGAUAGCAUUGGCAGCGUAGUACCAACAAAUCAACCGUCUGAUAAUUCUCAAGGUGCAGCAGCGGCAGGAGUUAUUUACAUAGCUUCUUUGGAUGGGACAAAACGUACAUUCCAAAUCAAAGAUAUAAAGACCAUUGUCGCUUUACGAGGUUUGAUUAAAAAUGAAUUCAAAGUUGACCCUAUGAAACAAAAAUUGAUUUUUAAUGGAAAAGAAUUGCAGGAUUAUACUGAUUCGAGACAGAGCACAUUAUCAGAUUUCGGUGUAGUGCCUGGCCAUCAAAGAAUCACUGCAAAGCUUGAUCAAUUACCACCAGAAGUAACCCAACUUUAUUUUAUACUUUCAUCAUACUUGGCACCAACAAUUAGCAAUUUUCCUUCAAAAAAUUUCAAAAUGUAUGAUGAGGCUACACCUGACAAAGAAUUGGUAAAAUGUACAUUUGACAAUGCAAACAAUAGUCAAGCUGUUAUAAUGUGUUGUGUACGAAGAGCGCGUGAUGGAAUGUGGGAAGUAAUUCCAAUAAAUAGGGCGGUAGGUGGAAAUGUCAAUAAUUAUGAUUUGAUUGAAAUUGGAAUUGGCGAAGUUGGAUUAAUGUAUUAA
Molecule: messenger RNA, 714 nt
Organism: Entrophospora sp. SA101
Lineage: Eukaryota; Fungi; Glomeromycota; Glomeromycetes; Entrophosporales; Entrophosporaceae
Source: the annotation of a GenBank genome assembly